Eutrema salsugineum is the source of this 722-nucleotide messenger RNA. RefSeq names its product protein AIG2 B. Lineage: Eukaryota; Viridiplantae; Streptophyta; Magnoliopsida; Brassicales; Brassicaceae. The coding region runs from base 77 to 583 and encodes 168 amino acids. The record is from RefSeq and is a predicted model, not a curated record. The transcript is spliced from 5 exons.
AGAGAGAAUAAAUAAACAUAGCAUUAACUCAUUCUCUCCCUCAGCAACUCUUCAAUCAAUAUUCAGAGGAAAGACGAUGACUUCUUCUGAUCAAUCUCCGUCGCACAAUGUCUUCGUUUACGGCAGUUUCCAGGAGCCAGCCGUCGCCGGUUUGAUCCUCGAAUGCACUCCGGUCAUCGUCUCAGCUCAACUCCAAGGCUUUCACGUGUAUAGACUGAAAGGACGUUUGCAUGCAUGUAUUUCUCCUUCUGAGAACGGAGUUAUCAACGGAAAGGUACUAACAGGAUUAACAGAUGCUCAGCUAGAGAAUUUAGAUGUGAUCGAAGGAGUUGAGUACGUGAGGAAGACUGUUGAAGUUGUAUUGACUGACACUUCGGAGAAGAUGCAAGUGGAAACUUUUAUAUGGGCCAACAAAGAUGAUCCUGACAUUUAUGGAGAAUGGGAUUUCGAGGAGUGGAGGCGGCUUCACAUGGAGAAGUUCAUAGAGGCUUCGAAGAAAUUCAUCGAAUGGAAGAAGAAUCCAGAUGGGAAAACAAGGGAAGAGUUUGAGAAAUUCGUACACGAAGAUCCUCCCACAGCUUGAAGGAUUUUGUCUGCUUUUAUCUAUCUUUAUGUCUUGUUUUUUCCAAUCAAGAUUUGUAGAAUCAAUUCUCUUUAUCUAAUAAUCUACUGCAAAUAAAAGGGCCUCACUUCAAAGGCAAUAAGAGCUUUGCGAGUUAGGA